AUGCGCAGCCAGCGGGGCCUGCUGCUCGGCCCCGCCCGCCUCUGCCUGCGCCUGCUUAUGCUCCUGGGCUACCGGAGUCGCUGCCCGCCCCUGCUUCGGGGCCUGGUCCAGCGCUGGCGCUAUGGCAAGGUCUGCCUGCGCUCCCUAAUGUACAACUCCUUUGGGGGCAGCGACACGGCCGUCGAAGCUGCCUUUGAGCAGGUCUACUGGCUGGUGGACAACGUGAUCCGCUGGUUCGGGGUGGUGUUUGUGGUGCUGGUGGUCGUGCUGACCAGCUCCAUUGUGGCCAUCGCCUACCUGUGCGUCUUGCCCCUCAUCCUGCAAACCUACUCGGUGCCACAGCUCUGCUGGCACUUCUACAGCUACUGGAAUCUGAUCCUCAUCGUCUUCCAUUACUACCAGGCCAUCACCACACCACCCGGAUACCCACCCCAGGGCAGGAACAACAUUGCCGCGGUCUCCAUCUGUAAGAAGUGCAUUUACCCCAAGCGGCGGACGCACCACUGCAGCAUCUGUAACAGCUACGGGAGCUGGGGCCUCUUCCGGGAGGCUUAUGCUGCCAUCGAGACUUACCACCAGACCCCACCACCUACCUUCUCCUUUCGAGAAAGGAUAACUCACAAGAGUCUUAUCUACCUCUGGUUCCUGUGCAGUUCUGUGGCACUCGCCCUGGGUGCCCUGACUGCCUGGCACGCUGUUCUCAUCAGCCGAGGGGAGACGAGCAUCGAGCGGCACAUCAACAAGAAGGAGCGACGGCGGCUUCAGGCCAAGGGCAGAGCAUUUAAGAAUCCAUAUAACGACGGCUGUGUGGACAACUGGAAGGUAUUCCUGGGCGUGGACACGGGGAGGCACUGGCUCACCCGGGUGCUGCUGCCUUCCAGUCACCUGCCCCACGGGAACGGAAUGAGCUGGGACCCCCCUCCCUGCGUGGCCACUCCCUCAGCCUCUGUGAUGGCUGUGUGAGCGGGAAUGUCAGCUGGGACUGUGACACUCGUUCAGCUCCCUGCGUGGUCGCAAGGAACUCCAAGGGCAGCUUUUCUUGGAAGCUUUGAGCAACAAGAGCCACCAGUGGACCUGUUGUUGGAGCCCAUGCAGGCCCGCCCACUCAAGGCAGCCUGCUGGCCACUGGGGCCACAGCAAGGCCCAGGGCGGGGGAGAUCCUGGGACCGGCACCCCUUUACUCAGGCAAACAGAAGCUCCAGGCCCAGACUGGGGUCAGGC
Molecule: messenger RNA, 1221 nt
Organism: Echinops telfairi (small Madagascar hedgehog)
Lineage: Eukaryota; Metazoa; Chordata; Mammalia; Afrosoricida; Tenrecidae
Product: palmitoyltransferase ZDHHC16-like
Biological process (GO): protein palmitoylation
Cellular component (GO): Golgi apparatus
Molecular function (GO): palmitoyltransferase activity
Source: RefSeq, a predicted model, not a curated record